AAUUACUAUGUUAAAAAUAAGGCUACCAUGUUAAAUUUAGGGUCACUAAUCACUAUAUUCUAUAUAUAACGUCAGUUUCAAGAGUAUAAAUUUUGGAUUAUAAUAAUAUUAUUGUAGAUCAGGUUUGUGCAAAUUUUUUUUUAUGAAGUAAAAGCCAAAAACAAUACUCAACUACUUUCUCACAAAAAAAAAAAAAAAAAAAAACUCAACUCAAAGUUCAUCUAGAGCUGGUAAGAAAUUAACAUAAAUUUCUCUAUAUAAUUUCCACGAGAAUCACGCCUACAUUGAAGUCAUCGCUCAACCUCACGAGAAUAACGUGAUUUUCUUAUCUUACAUUCUCUCUCAUCAAUUCUUCAGUCCCCAAGCAAUUCUAUUAAUAGUACAAUUUUUUGGAUUAAUUUAUCUUAAUUUCUAUGAAAAAUUCAGAAAUUAGAAUUAAAAAUGGAGGGAAAUUUGCAAUGUUUUGAGUUAAAUACAGGAGCCAAAAUUCCUUCUGUUGGGCUUGGUACCUAUGCAACUCCUCCACAAAUUGUUGCUGCUGCUGUUAAGUUGGGUUACCGACACAUCGAUUGUGCACAUAUCUAUAGAAAUGAGAAGGAGAUCAGAGUUGUUUUAAAGGAGUUGUUUGAAGAUGGGAUAAUGAAGCGAGAUGAGUUAUUUAUCACCUCCAAACUAUGGAACUUUGAUCAUGAACCAGAAGAUGUUCCAAAGGCGCUAGAUAGGACUUUGAGUGACCUACAACUUGAAUACUUGGACCUAUAUCUUAUCCACUGGCCAGUAAAGGAGAAAAAGGGAUUAUAUGGUAACGAUCCUGGGAGAUACGUUCCAGCAGACAUACCUAGUACAUGGAAAGCAAUGGAGGCGCUCUAUGAUUCAGGUAGGGUUCGAGCCAUUGGAGUUAGCAAUUUCUCAAUAAGGAUGCUCGAAAACCUUCUUGAAUCUGCCCGUGUUACUCCUGCUGUAAACCAAGUUGAACUUCAUCCUAUGUGGCAACAAGAGAAGCUGCAUGAAUUUUGCAAAACAAAGAGCAUUCAUCUAUCUGCAUAUUCACCUCUGGGUUCUCAAGUUGCUGGUGCAAAAAAUAAUUUGAUUCUUGACGAUCCUAUUAUCACUACGGUUGCAAAGGAACUAGGAAAAUCUCCUGCACAAAUAGCUCUUCGCUGGGGGCUUCAGAAGGGCCAUAGUGUACUGCCUAAAACCUCAAAUGAAGCAAGAUUGAAGGAGAAUUUGGAUGUUUUUGAUUGGUCAAUAACAGAAAAUUUACUCUGCAAACUUUCAGAGAUUAAGCAGGAAAAAUUUGUUAAAGGCACGGACAGGGUACCAUUUGCUGGCUACAAGGGUCUUGAAGAACUAUGGGUUGAGCAAGUCUGAGCAUCAACUCAUAUAAGUUCAAUAAGGAUUAUAUUCCACUUGGUUGACUAUCUUUUGAUAUACCUACCUGACUAUCUAUGAUCUUUAAAAUAACUGUCUUUUACU
Chenopodium quinoa (quinoa) is the source of this 1476-nucleotide messenger RNA. Its product is annotated as NADPH-dependent aldo-keto reductase, chloroplastic-like. Gene Ontology annotation, cellular component: cytosol. Lineage: Eukaryota; Viridiplantae; Streptophyta; Magnoliopsida; Caryophyllales; Amaranthaceae. The coding region runs from base 442 to 1371 and encodes 309 amino acids. Gene Ontology annotation, molecular function: aldose reductase (NADPH) activity. The transcript has 7 exons. The record is from RefSeq and is a predicted model, not a curated record.